AACAAUCUAUUGAAUCUAAGGUAGUUUGAAUUGUGAAAGUACCGAAGAUGAAGCAUUAGAUGUUGCUGAAUUAUUUAAGCUGCGCGGUUAUGAAGUGACGGAUAUCCAUCUCUCGGUGGGAAAGACAGCAAACGGGUAAAAAAAACAACAGAAGGAAAUCUGAAGAUAGAAUGAAAAUUGAAGGUUCUUGGUACCAGAUGAGGAACAAUGCUGGCCAUGGACCAAGGUGUGGUGGAGGAAUGGCUGUCUGAGUAUAAGACUAUUCCUGAGACGGCCAUCUCCAGCUACGCUGCGUCUCUGAAGGAAAAGGCCUCGCUGGUCCCUGCGCUCUAUAAAGUCAUCCGAGAGAACUACAGUGACCUCUUAGAGCCGGUUUGUCACCAGCUGUUUGAGUUUUACCGGAGCGGAGAGGCUCAUCUUCAGCGCUUCACCCUGCAGUUCCUGCCUGAGCUGGUGUGGAGUUACCUGUCUGUGAGCGCCGGACGUGACCCUCACCACAGCGGCUGCAUCGAGGCUCUUCUGCUCGGCAUCUACAACCUGGAAAUAGUCGAUAAAGAUGGUCAAAGCAAAGUGUUAUCCUUCACCGUCCCCUCCUUAUCCAAACCAUCAGUGUACCAUGAGCCUUCUGCCAUCGGCUCCAUGGCCCUAACCGAAGGAGCUCUAGCCAAUCACGGGCUUAGUCGAGUUGUUUACAGUGGACUGCACCUCCAGAGAGAGACGUUCACAGCGCAGAACAGGUUUGAAGUGCUGACGUUCCUGCUGCUUUGCUAUAACGCUGCUCUGAGCUACAUGAACUGUUCUUCCCUCCAGUCUCUGUGUCGGCUCAGCUCCAGAGUGUGUAUCUGUGGCUAUCCGAGGCAGCAGGUUCGCAGAUAUAAAGGCAUGAGCAGCAGGAUGACGGUGACGUCAGAGUUCCUGGUGCAGCUGAUCACGGGCAUUCACUUCUCUCUGUGUAAUGGAGAACCCGAUUUAGGCUCCAAAGCUCUGGACGACGUUCUGUAUCGAGCUCAGCUGGAGCUUUUCCCAGAAGUCUUGCUGGUGGGAAACGCCAUCAAGUCAUCACUCCAUGGUGCUGCUCUGAAGUCCAACAAGGAAGGCAUGCGCUCCAUCCAGGUGGAAAUCACACCCACUGCCUCACGGAUCUCCAGAAACGCCGUCACCAGUAUGUCCAUCCGCGGGCAUCGCUGGAAACGGCACGACGCAGUGGAUCUGGGUUCCCCGGAAGAGCUGAUGGAGAUCUCGGAGGUGGACGAGGGCAUCUGCACCCAGGCAGCCAUGAAGGAAGGCAGCCCCCCGAUCAUUGUGGUGAGCAGCAGCAACGCCACGCCAAGCAUCGGCAAAACAGCUGGCAAGGGCCUGCGUCGCCUAACAGGCAGCAAAUCCAGCAAGGACAAGGAGAGGGAGAAGGAGAAAGAAGGGGAGGUCUCACGCAAGCAGUCAUGCGGGCGGGCCAUGAGCGAGAACCUGGAAUUACUCUCCCUCAAGCGCCUCACGCUCACCUCCAGCCAAUCCGUGCCUAAAGGAGGUGCGCUGAGCCUGUCGCGCACGGCCAGCGCCGCCUUCUCUCGCUCCUUUGAGCAGGUCAGCAACGCACUGGGCGUGACCAACCGGGCAUCAAGCCCCGCCUCUAAUCACAGCCCCAAGGAGAACAGGCACUCGGCCUGCAGCCUGCAAGAGGAAGCCUACAUCGAGCACCUGAGCCCCGCGAACAUCACCGUGCAGCUCGGCCCAGACGCGUGACCGUUUCCUUUCGCUCCCAGACCUGCCCAAUAUUGAGCCAUACUUUCCUCUGGUGUCCUAAAAAGUACUUGUUGUUUGUUGUUACUUUGAGGAAUAUAGAGACCACUCCUGCCCCCUGGUGGCAAAACAAAACUGUUGCACCUUAAAGAAACUCCGGUUCUUUUAUUUUUUCCUGUGGCGUCUUCACUGAAGCUGUGUUUAAAAAUGUGUUUUUAAAGAAAAAACAACAAACAUCCACUGUUUCCUCAUUUGUACUAAGAACUCGAUACUGUGGAUCAUAUGUAAAAGUCUGACUUUGAAUUGUUGAAGAUAUUUUUGAUGCUGUAUUAAUUUGUCUUGCAGAGUCUUUAUGCUCAAGUAGCUUUCCACCCAAACAGGGUGUUUAUAUAUGCAAAGGAUAGGUCCCUUUGCUUUUUAAGUGUGUGUAUGUGUGUGUGUGUGCGUGUGUGUAUGUGUGUGUGUGAGUUCUUAAUAAAUCCGGGGUGAAUUUUCACUGCUGUCCUUUACAUACUGGGCUUUACAGAAAGUCAUCAGUAUUAAACUCCUAACACUCCUGAUACUUUGGCAAUAUAUAGUUAUUGUUGUUGUUUUAAAACCCAAAUACCGAAGUCCCAAUCAAAAGUGAUCGAAUUUAAGACCAAAAGUUAGUAUUUGUUUACAUGUUACAACUUUUUCAUGUUGUACUUCUGAAGCAAUAGCAUUGUGAUGGCAACAGAGUUAGACUUUUGUACAGACACUGAUAUUUUUUGUACAUAGUGUAAGCAGUGGUGUUGAACCCAAUCAGAAUCCAGUAUUCAUGUGACUCCAAGGUCGAAGUAUCAGUUUGUGGGACAGCCAAAUUUAUUUAAUGUUUUCACUAUUGAAUUAUUAUUGUGUUUUUUGAUUUUUUUUUUUAUUCCCAUCUCAUUCUGUUCAGUGAGCUGCGAUUUCUCCUCUUUGGGAAAAGUUUCGUGAUUUUUUUUUUUUUUGAUAAUAAACUGUCGGAUUGUUUUUAAUGAGCAACUCUGACAAAACACUGUGGUAUUGUAAUGAACUUUUGUGUCUGUUUUGGAAAAAUAAAAGCCAUUUUUUUUUUCUCUCCAAUUUUGAAAAUAUUUUACAAUAAAAAUCUGGUCUGACGAUAAUUGA
Molecule: messenger RNA, 2868 nt
Organism: Tachysurus fulvidraco (yellow catfish)
Lineage: Eukaryota; Metazoa; Chordata; Actinopteri; Siluriformes; Bagridae
Gene: hycc1
Product: family with sequence similarity 126 member A
Exons: 11
Coding region: 208-1740 (510 amino acids)
Biological process (GO): phosphatidylinositol phosphate biosynthetic process; protein localization to plasma membrane
Cellular component (GO): plasma membrane
Source: RefSeq, a predicted model, not a curated record